Messenger RNA from Syngnathus acus (greater pipefish), 903 nucleotides. It is a transcript of the gene atpsckmt, whose product is annotated as fATP synthase c subunit lysine N-methyltransferase. Gene Ontology annotation, cellular component: mitochondrion. Gene Ontology annotation, biological process: peptidyl-lysine trimethylation; positive regulation of proton-transporting ATP synthase activity, rotational mechanism; regulation of mitochondrial ATP synthesis coupled proton transport. The transcript is spliced from 4 exons. Gene Ontology annotation, molecular function: protein-lysine N-methyltransferase activity. The record is from RefSeq and is a predicted model, not a curated record. Lineage: Eukaryota; Metazoa; Chordata; Actinopteri; Syngnathiformes; Syngnathidae. Bases 170 to 847 code for a protein of 225 amino acids.
CUAACCAAGUCGGACCUAUUAUAGCGCUGCAAAGGUCAAUAUGCAGCUGAUAAUUUAAAAUGUUUGCUUUCCAUAAUAAGGGUUGUACUUUUGUAUAUUUUAACCGAGUGUCAGACUAUUUUAUUCAUUGCGUUUCGAGUUGUUAUUAUGUUUUGGUCGAAAGCCCAUCAUGUCUGAAGAGGAACUUUUUACGGAAUCAGCAGGCCAAUCAAUCGAAAGUAAAAGCCGAAGUCGGCUGGGUCUCAUUGUGACGGGUUUGGUCGGAGGCUCGCUUGUUGCCCUUUAUGCUGGGGCUGCACCGUUUGUGGCCCCUGCGUUGAGAAAAAUCUGUCUCCCGUUUGUCCCCGCGACCACUACACAGGUGGAGAAUGUCCUCAAUGCACUGCGAACCAGGUCUGGGACCCUGGUGGACAUUGGAAGUGGAGAUGGGAGAAUAGUGAUAGCCGCAGCAAAGCGUGGAUUUCUGGCAUCAGGUUUUGAGUUGAACCCCUGGCUGGUGUGGUAUUCCCGCUACAAAGCCUGGAGACAUGGAGUCCACCGUUCCACUUCCUUCCACAUCUCAGACUUAUGGAAGGUCAGCUUUGCACAGUACUCUAAUGUUGUUAUUUUUGGUGUCCCUCAAAUGAUGGACAAAUUGGAGCUGAAGCUGCAAAGCGAGUUACCAAGCUCUGCUAAGGUGGUCGCCUGCCGAUUCCCCUUUCCCAAUUGGGUUCCAGAACACAGCGCGGGAGAGGGUGUUGACACAGUGUGGGUGUACAACGCCAAAUCAUUUCAAUCACUCCCACACCAUCGCGUGACAAAGAAGACUGCAUCAGACAACUGGGACAUUGCUGAAUCACAUACGUAAAGAAAGAUGCUGUGAGCUGGCCAACCACCAUUAAAUUAUUGCCGUAUGCUGUUUUA